Molecule: messenger RNA, 1537 nt
Organism: Glycine soja
Lineage: Eukaryota; Viridiplantae; Streptophyta; Magnoliopsida; Fabales; Fabaceae
Product: E3 ubiquitin-protein ligase ATL6-like
Exons: 1
Coding region: 126-1163 (345 amino acids)
Source: RefSeq, a predicted model, not a curated record
UUCCUCCAAUGCCAACAAAUCCUCAUCACAAUCAAAAAAACAAACCAUUUCUCUAUUCUCCCAAUAUAUAUAUAUAUAUAUAUAUCUAACCCCUCUCAUUCUUCUCACACAAACCCAACAACAAAAUGCUUGAAUUUAAUGCAUUCCACUUUCACCUCACUCACAUCAUUUUCUCCCUCAUUUUCAACCUUUCUAAAGCACAAUCCUCCAUGGAGCCAGUUCCCGCCUACAUCACCCACCACAGCUGGGAGCCUUCCGUCGCCAUCACCGUCGCCGCCAUCAUCUUCGCCCUCCUCCUCAUGGCUAUCAUCUCAGUCUACCUCCGCCGUUGCGCCCAGUCUCACAUCAUCAUCACCACCACCACCUUACCCUGCUCCUGCUCCCAGGGGAUCAACAAGGACCUCCUCAACACGUUCCCAACGCUCUUUUACUCCAACAUCAAGGACCUCAAUAAGGCCAACCAAACGCUCGAAUGCGCCGUCUGUCUAACGGAUUUCACUCACAAAGACUCGCUUAGGCUGCUGCCCAAAUGCAAUCACGUGUUCCACCCUCAUUGCAUUGAUUCCUGGCUGACAUCUCACGUGACAUGUCCCGUUUGUCGCGCGAAUCUCAGCCAGGAAUCAUCAUGCCAUGUUUCCAUAACCGUCCCUCCUCAUGGCGAGGAGGGAAGUUUGGGAAACAUGACGACAACAACAACAGAAGCCACCCAAGUUGAGCAAAGGCCAAGCAAUGACAUCAAUCAGGAUUGUGUUGGAGAUCCCACAUCGACUAGUGAUACUACCAAAAUAAUAUAUAUAAGCGAGGAACAACAUUCAUCUAGUGAGCUAGCUUGUGAGGUUGAGUUAGGUUCAAAUACGAAUGUUAGAAAUUCUACUAUCACUAAUAUUGGUGAUGGGGUUGUUGCGUUGGAGAGAAACCUUUCAAGGUCGAACUCGACGGGGCAUUCCCUUGUGGAGGAGCAAGGGAAGGGUGUGGAGAGGUACACGUUGAGGUUGCCCGAAGAUGUGAGGAGGUACAUUCUAGUGAACCAUGGAAGAAGUGUUCAACGUUCCGCGAGUGUUAAAGGGGGGUGUUGGAGUGACAGCGAAGAGAGUUACGUGGGGAAGAGGGUGGAGAAGAGGUGGGUGAUCUGCACGCCGCCAUUUGUGGCGCAACAUGAUUGAAGAAUUUCGUCGAACAAUUGGUCUGCGUUCUGCGUUGCGCCUUCUAUAAAGGGUCGUUGUCAAUUCUUGCAAGAGAUUGUGAGAGUUUGGUGUUACAGAGAUGAAGCAGAGGACUGAAAUGGAAGAAGAGUAGAGUUCUCAAUGAUCGAGUCAACUCGUUAUGUUUCAACCCUAUUGGCUUAUGAGUCAACUCGUUUUCUUUCUUUCCUUUUUUUUGCUUAUUUUUUGGGGUGAGAGUGUGUGGGAUCAGUGGCUCAUUUGCACAUUGUGUUAUUUAUUCAUUUAUAAUAUACCUAGUAUUGUUAGUCUAAUUAUUUUCUUAUCAUCUUGACUAUAUGAAUUUAAGGGCACUUGGUUUUGUCGGACUUUGUAAA